AUGACAACAGCGCGUGUGCAUCAUACUGGAACCCUGCUCAAUUCGGGCAAAGUUUUGGUUACUGGUGGUUACGGAUCAUCAGGUUAUCUUGCUAGUUAUGUUGCUAGUUAUGAAAUAUAUGAUCCAUCAACGGGCCAAUGGAACACUACUGCUAGCAUGGCAAUAACACGCGCAUAUCAUACUGCAACCCUGCUCAAUUCCGGGAAAGUAUUGAUUACUGGUGGUUACGAAUCAUCAGGUUAUCUUGCUAGUUGUGAAAUAUAUUAUCCAUCAACGGGCCAAUGGAACACUACUGCUAGCAUGGCAACAGCACGCGCAGAUCAUACUGCAAUCGUGCUCAAUUCCGGGAAAGUAUUGAUUACUGGUGGUUACGAAUCAUCAGGUUAUCUUGCUAGUUGUGAAAUAUAUUAUCCAUCAACGGGCCAAUGGAACACUACUGCAAGCAUGGCAACAACAACCGCAGAUCAUACUGCAACCCUGCUCAAUUCGGGAAAAGUUUUGGUUACUGGUGGUUACGGAUCAUCAGGUUAUCUUGCUAGUUGUGAAAUAUAUGAUCCAUCAACGGGCCGAUGGAGCACUACUGCCAACAUGGCAACAGCACGCGCAUAUCAUACUGUAACCCUGCUCAAUUCGGGAAAAGUUUUGGUUACUGGUGGUUCAGGAUCAUCAGGUUAUCUUGCUAGUUGUGAAAUAUAUGAUCCAUCAACGGGCUAA
This is a messenger RNA of Didymodactylos carnosus, 714 nucleotides long. Lineage: Eukaryota; Metazoa; Rotifera; Eurotatoria; Philodinida; Philodinidae. The record is from the annotation of a GenBank genome assembly.